Messenger RNA from Hyposmocoma kahamanoa, 1924 nucleotides. It is a transcript of the gene abs, whose product is annotated as ATP-dependent RNA helicase abstrakt. The record is from RefSeq and is a predicted model, not a curated record. NCBI's taxonomy places the organism in Eukaryota, Metazoa, Arthropoda, Insecta, Lepidoptera, Cosmopterigidae. Gene Ontology annotation, molecular function: RNA helicase activity; RNA binding; ATP binding. Gene Ontology annotation, biological process: mRNA splicing, via spliceosome. The transcript has 14 exons. Bases 16 to 1878 code for a protein of 620 amino acids. Gene Ontology annotation, cellular component: spliceosomal complex.
UAAGUAAUUAGAACAAUGUCAGAUAAACAAGAAGAUCCUCCACCACCGGUCAAGCGUUACAGGCGCGAAGAAAAGUCGUCGGAAUCGGAGGAAGAAGUGGAUAAUUACGAACCAUAUGUUCCGGUAAAAGAACGUAAAAAACAGAAACUCAUGAAACUCGGUAGGCUCGGGCAAUUGGCUGCUGAGGCUUCUGCUGAGCCUAAAAGCUCCAGUGACAAUGAUCCAGAUGAUGACACGUCCCAAGAAGAAUGGGGUCGUCGCUACAAUGUGUCCCUCCUCGAUCAGCAUAGUGAACUUAAACGCCUGGCAGAGGCCAGAGCACUUUCUGCAGCCGAACGGCAAGCCAGAGAGGAGCAGCAUAUACUGGAAAGCGUUGCCCAGAGCAAAGCGUUGAUGGGUGUUGCCGAAUUGGCCAAAGGCAUUCAAUACGAAGAGCCCAUAAAAACUUCCUGGCGGCCUCCUCGCUGCAUCCUCCAGCUACCCGCAGAGAGGCACGACCGCGUUAGACAACAACUUCGGAUUCUAGUUGAGGGAGAAGAUGUACCACCGCCUAUAAAGACUUUUCAACAUAUGAAACUGCCUAAAGGCAUUAUCCGUGGUCUAGAAGCGAAAGGCAUAAAGAAACCGACUCCAAUCCAGGUGCAAGGCAUUCCAGCUGUUCUAAGCGGUCGCGACAUGAUCGGCAUCGCCUUCACCGGGUCCGGGAAAACUCUGGUGUUCGCCCUACCGCUACUCGCUUUGUGCUUGGAGCAGGAAAUCAAGAUGCCAUUUAUCAGAAACGAAGGACCCUACGGUCUUGUGAUCUGUCCGUCUCGGGAGUUGGCGAAGCAGACGUAUGACAUCAUUCUACACUUCAGCAAACACCUUGCCGCUACUGGCAUGCCAGAAAUACGCAGCUGCCUCGCUAUUGGCGGAGUGGCUGUGUCGGAAUGCAUGGAGGUGGUUCAGAAAGGUGUUCACAUCAUGGUGGCUACACCGGGCAGACUGAUGGACAUGCUCGAUAAAAAAAUGGUGCGCCUAAAUGUCUGUCGCUACCUUUGCAUGGACGAAGCAGACAGAAUGAUCGACAUGGGCUUCGAAGAAGACGUCAGAACAAUAUUCUCUUAUUUUGCUGGCCAGAGACAGACGCUACUGUUCAGCGCCACUAUGCCCAGAAAAAUACAGAACUUUGCCAGAUCGGCUUUAGUGAAACCGGUGACAGUGAACGUUGGCCGCGCAGGCGCAGCGUCACUCAACGUGAGACAGGAGCUGGAGCCUGUCAAGGCCGAAGCACGUACAGUUCAUCUUCUACAGUGUCUGCAGAAGACUCAGCCCCCGGUGUUGGUCUUCGCUGAGCGGAAGCAGGACGUUGAUGCCAUCCACGAAUAUUUGCUUCUCAAAGGAGUGGAAGCAGUGGCUAUACACGGUGGAAAGGACCAGGAAGAACGAUCGCGCGCUGUGGAAGCCUUCCGAAGAGGCGAAAAGGAUGUAUUAGUGGCUACUGACGUCGCCAGCAAAGGUUUGGAUUUCGCUAACAUUCAACACGUUAUAAACUACGACAUGCCGGAAGACAUCGAGAACUACGUGCACCGCAUUGGACGAACGGGCCGAGCGGGGGGAGAGGGGGUCGCUACCACGCUACUAGGUAGAGCAGCAGACGACAGUGUUUUAAGAGAUUUGGCGCAUUUAUUGAGAGAAGCUGGACAAAAGGUGCCAUCUUUCCUAUUGGACAUGAUAGGCGAGCCGGAAGUACCAGUGCCGGACGGACAAGGCUGCUCUUACUGCGGCGGAUUGGGACACAGAAUCACAGAAUGUCCAAAACUGGAAGCUGUGCAGAACAAACAAGCCUCCAACAUCGGCAGACGAGACUACCUCGCCAAUACAGCAGCCGAUUAUUAAAUGUGCUUAAUUUAUUAUUAAGAAAGUUUUACUUGUGCUGUAAGGU